Molecule: messenger RNA, 6544 nt
Organism: Oryzias latipes (Japanese medaka)
Lineage: Eukaryota; Metazoa; Chordata; Actinopteri; Beloniformes; Adrianichthyidae
Gene: sv2a
Product: synaptic vesicle glycoprotein 2A
Biological process (GO): chemical synaptic transmission; transmembrane transport
Cellular component (GO): neuron projection; synaptic vesicle membrane
Molecular function (GO): transmembrane transporter activity
Source: RefSeq, a predicted model, not a curated record
AUAAUUUUGAAAUCGGUUUUGUUUGGCAGCUCUGAAAAGAAGCCAGAACUGAAGAAAAGUUCCUCCAGUUUUCAGACUCCGACUGCAGCCUCCAAGCUGCAGGAGCUGCGGAUCAAUAGAGAUGAUAGCAGCUGAAAACCCGAAGCCCCUGAACGCAUCAUCGGGUCUGACUGCUGCUGAUGACAGCGAGGGCAGCUGUCACGCACGCGCGCAGUAACGUAAACGUUUCAUCUGCUGCUUAGGUGGCCGACACAAGCAGCAGAGAAGUGUCCAUCACUUUUGGAAGCAGAGGACUGACUUUUGGACAAGGUAAAGAUCCCGUCGCCAUGGGAACCAGAGAUGAUGUGCACUCCAGGGUCACGCGCUCAUGCGAUUCUUCAGUUUUUGCGUAAAUAAUCCUCGAUAAAUGAUUUCACAGCGUUGUGAUGCUGCGUUGAUUAGAGAAAACCUGUGAGUCAUUUUCCACCAGGGGCGUCCUCGUGAUCCCUUUACAGGCCAAUUACUGGCACGAGUCCAAACACGUGCACGGCGAGGCUCGACUGACACUCGCCACUGCGCCAAAUGAGAAACGCGCGUUUCCACCUGAAUAAAAUGUGACGCGGAGGCCUCAUCUGAGUCUGACAUCCCUUCUGUGUGCUAGAGGAGGAAGAGAAGAAGGAGGAGGAGAAGGAAGAAGAGGCAGUGUCACCGUGCGCAGGUCCGCGGUGCUACGUCAGCGUCCAUCACAGGAGGAGCGCCUUUCUCCUCCAGCUCUCCGGUGACUCCCUGCUCUGCGUGGAUCUCGGUCACCCUGGCACGCGCUCACCUUCCUGCCUCAGAAAGGAUCUGAAGUUCCGCUGGAGAAGGGAGCUGUCCGUGGGGCUGACUUCAGUUUGGGCAACAGAAAACCUUUGCACACACUCAUGAGCUUGGGCCGCUCCUGAUACCUCCUGUUGUCAGCAUCAACUCACCACCUUGCCACAUCCAAGAUGGACGAUGACGGGCGCUACAGGGACGGCCGCUCGGACUUCAUCCGAGGCGCCAAGGACAUUGCCAAAGUUGCUAAGAAGCAGGUCGGCAAAAAGGUGGGACGUGGCGUGGACAAGAUGGCCGACGAGUACACCAGGCGCUCCUACAAGCGAUUCGAGGAGGAAGAUGACGAUGAUGACUACGGUGGUGUGCCAGGCGGCGAUAGUGGAUACCACCGGAACGACAGCCGGGCCAACGAUGAUGAAGGCCACAGCGAUUCCACUGAAGGACACGAUGAGGAUGAUGAGAUCUACGAGGGCGAGUACCAGGGCAUCCCGAGGGCUGACUCUGUAAAAGCUGGCAGCAUGGACGGCGUGGUGGCCGCCCAGGCGCAGCAGUUCAGAGAUCUGUCCGCCUAUGAAGGCGAGAGGAGGAAAGACCAGGAGGAGCUGGCUCAGCAGUACGAGAGCAUCCUGCAGGAAUGCGGCCACGGGAAGUUCCAGUGGACCCUCUACUUUGUCCUGGGACUGGCGCUGAUGGCAGACGGCGUGGAGAUCUUUGUGGUCGGCUUCGUGUUGCCAAGUGCAGAGAAGGACAUGUGUCUAUCGGAGCCAAACAAGGGCAUGCUGGGUCUGAUCGUGUACCUCGGGAUGAUGGUCGGCGCCUUUGUUUGGGGCGGCCUGGCUGACCGCAUCGGCCGACGGCAGACCCUCCUGAUCUCGCUCUCCAUAAACAGCGUGUUCGCCUUCUUCUCGUCUUUCGUCCAGGGCUACAGCUCCUUCCUCUUCUGCCGGCUGGCCUCUGGUGUGGGAAUCGGCGGCUCCAUCCCGAUUGUGUUCUCCUAUUACUCUGAGUUCCUGGCCCAGGAGAAGCGAGGAGAACAUCUGAGCUGGCUCUGCAUGUUCUGGAUGAUUGGUGGCAUCUACGCCUCAGCCAUGGCGUGGGCCAUCAUCCCUCACUACGGCUGGAGUUUCCAGAUGGGCUCGGCCUAUCAGUUCCACAGCUGGCGCGUCUUUGUGUUGGUGUGCGCCUUCCCCUCCGUGGCGGCCAUUUCUGCCCUCUCCACCAUGCCCGAGAGCCCUCGCUUCUACCUGGAGAAUGGGAAGCAUGAUGAGGCAUGGAUGAUUCUGAAGCAGGUCCAUGACACCAACAUGAGAGCUAAAGGAUGCCCAGAAAGGGUCUUCUCUGUGACCACCAUCAAAACCGUGAAGCCCAUGGAUGAGCUGGUGAACAUGGGCGAUGGCGCCGCCUGGCACGCCAAGUGGAGGAUAAAGCUCACCACUCUGUUCCACCAGGUGUGGAAUAAUUUCCUGACCAUUUUCAACCCGGAAUAUCGCCGCACCACCUACAUGAUGAUGGCCGUUUGGUUCUCCAUGUCCUUCAGCUACUACGGUCUGACGGUGUGGUUCCCUGACAUGAUCAAGUACCUGCAGAAGCAAGAGUACGCCUCCCGCACCAAGGUCUUUGUGAAGGAGAAAGUCGAACACAUGACCUUCAACUUCACCCUGGAGAACCAGGUCCACCGUCAGGGGCAGUACUUCAACGACAAGUUCAUGAACCUGAAGAUGAGGUCCAUGGUGUUUGAGGAUUCGCUGUUCGAGGAGUGUUACUUCGAGGAUAUCACCUCCAGCAACACCUUCUUCAAGAACUGCACGUUCAUCGCCACCCUUUUCUACAACACUGAUCUUUUUAAGUACAGGUUGAUCAACAGUAGACUGAUCAACAGCACCUUCCUGCACAACAAAGAGGGCUGCCUGCUCAGCGACGUCAGUGAUGAAAACAACGCCUACAUGGUUUACUUUGUCAGUUUCCUGGGCACCUUGGCGGUGUUGCCGGGUAACAUCGUGUCUGCGCUGCUCAUGGACAAGAUUGGACGCUUGAGGAUGUUAGCCGGCUCCAGCGUCAUCUCUUGCAUCAGCUGUUUCUUCCUGUCUUUUGGCAACAGCGAGUCCGCCAUGAUCGCUCUACUCUGCCUGUUCGGUGGCAUCAGCAUCGCCUCCUGGAACGCUCUGGACGUGCUCACCGUAGAGCUCUACCCGUCUGACAAGAGAACCACAGCCUUCGGCUUCCUCAACGCUCUCUGCAAACUGGCGGCCGUUCUGGGCAUCAGCAUCUUCACCUCGUUUGUUGGCAUCACCAAAGCCGUGCCCAUCCUGUUCGCCUCGGGGGCGCUGGCAGUGGGCAGUUUUCUGGCCCUCAAACUACCAGAGACGCGGGGUCAGGUGCUGCAAUAGUGUGACACCAACAGCUUUGCAGGGGUGGGGGAGGGUGGGGCAGAAGAGCUUUUGCCACACUGAAUGAAAAAUCCUGGCCUCUAAAAUCCCCAAAGUCUGCAGAAACACACUCAAUAUUAAGGUAAAUUUCAACCCAAAUCUGGUGAAUUCCAGAUUCUUGACAUCAUUGCCAGCAGUAGAUGUUGUCCUUCUCAUUGUAACGAUGAGGGGUGGGGGUCAGUGCAGUGGAGGCUCUUGAUAGAGAGCCAUGCAAAAAGACUCAUCCAAAUGACCACUAGCCAUGUUUGCAGAGUUCUCUGUACUCCACCUCCAUUUCUGAGCAACUUUCACCCGUCUUUGAGACCUUCACCACGUCUGCCAUCUUUAGACUCAAAAAUGCAACAAUUUCUGCCUCGAUUUGAAGCAUUUUUGACUUUGUGAGGUUAAAACCUGGACUCUCCCAUCGUCAUUCUUUCUCCUGACGUCUUGUGUUGGUGUUUUCAGAUUAACUGCCAUUUUCUAGACUAUAGAAACUUCCAGGUUUGCUUCGGUGUGUUGUCGUAUGCAUCUGAGAAGCAGUGAGACGAAGCUCAACAAGCUGUUGUCCGGGUGUGCGUUUGUGUGUGUGUGUGUGUCCAUGUAAAGCACAAAGCCGUGAACAAUUGGAUGGAAGUGUUUUUAUCGUCACAGCCGCUCAUCAUUCUAGCCACACCGUGUGUUCCUGUUGUGUGAAAUGCCUUUUUUCGUAUCCUCAAAGACUCUGCAGUGGGCGUGUGUGUCUUUUGUAUGUUUGUGAGGGUGUUAUGCAUGUGUCCUGUACAUACCCUGAAAACUGGAAGCAUAAAAAUCAUUUGAGGCUUGUAUAUUCCAUUGCCACACACUAGACUUUUAAUGAAAGUUCUGCUGUUUUUUGCCUCCAUUAAGGAAGAACACAGAACCGACAAAGACAAACGAGUGAAGCGAAAAUGCAUCAAUUUAGCUGUUUUUAUUUUGUCUGUGCGUGGAAAAGUUGUGUGAAAUACCCUGAAAAACUAGUGUGAACUGAAUGUUUAGUGUCCGAGCUUCUUAGUGCAAUAUGAAGACUUUCAUUUUUUUAAGAGAUUAAAUAUAAGAGAGCAAACUGGAUAUUUUUUCCCAUUCCAAUGUGGCAUCUGUCUAUCUAUAUAGCCUGAAAUAGACUCAUAACCCUGGAUAAAACCCCUUUAUUACCGGUAUAUACGUAUAAGUACAAAUAUAAUGGUGGAACACAGACUUUCAAUACAGCAGAUGAAACAUUUCCGUAUGAAAAACCAUCACUACAGGGUUACCUGUGUCAAAUACGCAACCAAAAAAGCAGAAAAGUCAAACAUAGUCCUGCUUGUUGGCCACAUUCUAUAGCCAAGCUGCAUUUCUGAAACUUCCACACUUUUGUGUCGCAUUUAAAUUCCUUUAACCAAAUUGUUUCAUUUUUACCAUACGUGAACCUCAAAUUCCAUAAAACGUUGACCUGAAAUAGCUUUAUGUUCCAUGUUUGAUGACUUUCUCAUACCUAAAACAAAUCAAAACCACAUAGGAUUCAAGCCUGUCCCAAGGUGAACACAUCCACUUGACCUUUGAUAUUAUAGGGCGUGGCAUGCAAAACCGUCAGUUGCUAAGGAAAACCAGAAAAAUAUUUUCACGUUGACGCGCAAAUUCCCCUCGCAUGUUCAUCAUCCCCAGACAUUAGAAAAAAAUGUCUAUGGUUGCUAUGGACCUGGUACCUUCUGGAAGCUGUUAUUGCUGAUCAGCGACAUCCCAUCUGCUUUAGAUAUUGUUCAGGGUUAUUCUAUAGGCUUGAGGAGGAGGAUAGGAGCAUAUAAUGGAGGGUAUUUUAUUUUUUUGUUCACCACCAAUUUUCACUCUCAAAAAUAAAAGUAUCCGCUGAGGGCUGAUGGUGAUAUGUUCCUCACAGGUAAUAACUAGCACAGGGUCAGAGUCACAGCCACAUUCCUUCAGUCAGGAAAUGAUUCGAUUUCUUUGAGAAAAGAAAGCCUUUUCGUCCAAACUGCCAUUUUUGUAGGAUAGCAGCCAUAUUUAGAUUCCAGUUGGCACGAUAAACAUUGCACUAACUGCACAUCCUAGAACAUGCACAGCUGUGGAAGACCUCGAAGAGGCGCCAAACAAAAAAGCACAGCACCCACAACUGUUAUGAGAUGCCCUUUUCUUUGUGCCCUUUUUGUUUGUGUGCCAUGAGACCCACCACUCUUCACUGGUUGCCAAAUAUUUUAUAAGUCCUGAUUUAACUCGUGGCUCCAUUAACUCUAUUAUAGGUAUAAAUAUCUGUAAAUAAAAUAGCUAUAAUAUAUCUAAUAAGCUUCCAUUUACAGGAUAUUUUCAUCAUAAAUGUCAGUUUUUGCCUAAAUCUUUGGGAAAACAUUGAAUUUCUCAACAUAACCCUUGUGCUAUCCUAUGGGUCCAGAUGACCCGAUCCUUGCAGUGACGUGUUCUCCCUACCAUGACAAAGGUGGAUAAAGGUGGAAUGAUUUCAUGUAAUCAAUGGACACCAGUGAAGAUUACAAAUCAUUGAAGAAAAAAGGUUCAGAGCACUGUCUAGUGGGUCUAGAUGACCCCACUUCCAACGUUAACGUGCCUAGGAUAGCACAAGGGUUACCGGUAGUUAUAACCAGAAAUCCUUAUGGCUGCAGACGCCAUUAAGUCUCUAAUCAUCAGAUCCCCCCCCUAAAAGCACACAAUGAAGACACACUGGAUUCAUAAAUAUGAAGAAUUGUACAUGUUAGUUGGUGUAUAUUGUCCAUCAUUCCCCUAUUAAAAAAAAGACAGUUUGGAUUCAGAAUGAUCUCUUUAAAUGCAUAUCUGCUUAUGUUACAGGGUUUCUUGCAAGAAAAGCAAUAAGUGUCGUCAUAUUUGUCUUUUUUGAGAACGCUGGCGGCUGGAGCUCGUUUUGUUCCGUUGUCAGUUCACCAUGACUCCACAGCCAACAUUUGCGUGCAACUCUGAUGACACCCUGAUCCUGAAAUGAAACUGCAUCGACGUCAAAAGAAAAAAUAAAAAAAAUAAAAAAAUAACAACUUUGUCACUGUACUGUGCCGUAGAAACUCUAGUUGAUUGUUUGUAAGUAUAGAAACCGUGGAAUCAUAUUCAAAAAAAGCUACAACUAGAUGUGUAAAUGAACAAUGCUGUAUGUUGUCUUUGAUUUUUGUUUGUUUUGUAAAUGAGAAUAAACUUUAGGCAAAAAAAAGACCUUAAUGUUAACAAAAAGGGUUAUGAAUCAUAGUUAGCCUCAAUGUGAACACACGGGUUCUGUUCAAAGCUGUGUAGGAUGUUUCUUUUGACGGGGUUCUGUGACCCUUUGGAAUCUCAAUGCAUCAACGAACCAUGAAAAAUAAAAAGUGGAACAGAAAGUC